AUGUUUUUAAAAUCAAAUGAUAUUUUUAUUGAUGGAAAAUGUAAUGAAACAUUUAAAAUUGUUCAAGAUCAAUUUAAAAUAAAUUUUCAAAAAGGUUGGGAAUCAGAGGGUGCCUCAAUAGCUGUCUUUCAUAAAGGUGAAUGUGUUGUUGACAUAUAUGGUGGAUAUGCAGAUAAAAGUUGUAAUAAAAAAUGGACAUCAGAUACUUUGUCAGUAGUAUUUUCAGUUACAAAAAGUAUUGCUUCUAUUUGUUUAGCAAUUCUUAUUGAUAGAGGUUAUGUUUUUUAUGAUGAUUUAGUUACAAAAUAUUGGCCAGAAUUUGGUAAAAAUGGUAAAGAAAAUAUAACAAUUGAAAUGAUAUUAAAUCAUCGUUCUGGAUUAGUACAUAUGGGACGUGUAAUGACAAUUGAUGAAAUAUAUGACAGAAAUUUAUUAAGAAAAUCUAUUGAAGAUAUGAAACCUAUAUUUAUACCUAAUACAAAAACUGCUUAUCAUACAUUACUUUUUGGUUGGAUAAUUGAUAUGUUAGUUGAAAAAAUAGAUCCAUUAAAUAGAAGUAUUAGUCAAAUAUUAAAAGAAGAGUAUUGCAAAAAAUAUAAUUUAGAUAUUUUUAUUGGAAUAUUACCAGAAUAUUUUUAUCGUUUAACACGUAUAAAAAAGUUUAAAAUAAACAAUGCAAUAAGUGAAACAAUAAAUGAUUGGAGAAUUGGAAAAUUAGGAUAUUAUUAUUAUAAACCAACUAGUCUCAUGAAAGAAUGUUUACGUGAUUUAUAUAGUAUUGGAAAAGAUUUUCGGAUGUUUAAUAAUCCACAAAUUUUAACAUUAGAAUUUCCAUCAGCUGGUGGUGUUGGAAAUGCUUAUUCAAUAGCAAAAUUACAUGAUAUUGCAUUUAAUAGAGAUGAAAUUAAUAGUUUAAGCAUAAAUAUUAAAAGAAAAAUAUUUAAAAUUCCAGAUAAACAUUUUGACUAUACAACAGGUGAAUCAUUAAGAAAAGGUUAUGGAUUUAAUUAUACAAAAAGUAUAAAAAAUACUUGGCAAAUAGGACAUCAAGGUGUUGGUGGACAAAAUAUUAAAGUUGACUGGGAAAAUGAUCUUGUUAUUUGUUAUUUAACUAAUGGUAUGAAAGCUGGUGUUGGUGAACAUGUUAGAACAUUAAAAGUACUUGAAAAAGCUAUAUAUAAAUGUAUUUAA
Messenger RNA from Strongyloides ratti, 1191 nucleotides. Its product is annotated as Beta-lactamase-related domain and Beta-lactamase/transpeptidase-like domain-containing protein. The record is from RefSeq and is a predicted model, not a curated record. The transcript is spliced from 3 exons. NCBI's taxonomy places the organism in Eukaryota, Metazoa, Nematoda, Chromadorea, Rhabditida, Strongyloididae. The coding region runs from base 1 to 1191 and encodes 396 amino acids.